CAGGACCCCCACCCAGCCACCCCAGGAAGAAGGAAUAAAAGGCUGCCUCUGCCCAGACCAGGACGCUGCAGCCAGAGACGCCACCACGAGGAGGUGACCAGGAGGAGGAUGUCUGAGCUGGAGAAGGCUGUGGUGGCCCUCAUUGAGGUUUUCCAUCAGUACUCUGGAAGGGAAGGUGACAAGCACAAGCUGAAGAAAUCCGAACUUAAGGAACUCAUCAACAACGAGCUCUCCCACUUCCUGGAGGAAAUCAAAGAGCAGGAGGUUGUGGACAAAGUCAUGGAAACACUGGAUGAAGAUGGAGAUGGAGAAUGUGACUUCCAGGAAUUUAUGGCUUUCGUUGCCAUGGUGACCACUGCCUGCCAUGAGUGAAACAGGAGGCAGCCAAACUGUUCCUGUAACAGAGACGACAGUCAUGCAGGGAAUCAGAAAACAAGGGCAGGCAGGGGCUGAGCUUUCCAUGUGUAGCUAAUUAGGAGGCUUGAUUUGCUUUCUGAAUGAAAAACUGAAAGCUUCUUUCCAAGGGCUGCUUAAAUCGCUGUCAUUAUUUCUGCUGUUAGGCAUUUGUGUGGUUUCAAGACUACUGGCAAUAAUCACUUAGGAAAGUCAAUUUUUAUCAUAAAGCAUGCGCUGUACAGACCACCACGGCCUAGCAGAAUCCUAACCCAGAAAAAACAAAAUGGGCUUUUCAAAGGAGUCCUGCAGAAUGGCUUCCAAAAAACCUGAAAAUACAAAACCUUGUCCACUGUCAUUCAAAAAGGCUGCCCUUCCUUCCAUUGUUCAUCAUUUGUCCAAGUAAAGCCUAAACAUGGCUUGACCACACCGUCACUCCCAUCCAAAAGAGCAUGGUCAUCUUUAAAUCCUUUUUCUUAUAGUGAGCUGUGAUUACUGAGUAAAUAUUUAAUGCUUACCAUCUAAACGGAAAAUGUCUCACGAACCAACAAGUACUGACAUUUAGCAGAACUGAGAAUCAAAAUUCUGCAUCCAGCAGGGUUUUUCUAGAUGACACACACCCCCGUGGCCCUGCAGCACGUGUGCGCAGGAGAAGCAUGGUUAGGCUCAGGACCAGUGUUUAGGGUCUGCCCUCUAGGUAGUUGUGCAGCAAAUAAUGUCAACUCCACGGCAGUCUCUGCUGUCUAUCAAAUGAGUGACCGCAAGGUCAGGGUUGGUGAGGUGUGUUGCUCUGGACUGCAGGGCCUCUUGGAUGAGUCUCUGUUGGUUGACGUCAUUCUUGACCUGCUGGUGCUGAGAGAACACCUGCUCCCUACCUGGUCAGUUCAAGUUGAGAUGUGGGAGGCUGAACUUGAUGCUUUUGUAUCUGCAUAUUCAAAUAAGUUCAAAUAAUUAAAGUUACUAAUAAAAAGCAAGUUACAACUAUUAAAAGUCACUCCAGAAAAAAUCAAACUGAUCUUAUUCCUUUUUCUGUUUUAUUUUUUUAACCAACUGAUUUUUUGCUUGUACUUGCAUUAUAUAAAAAGAUUACCAUA
Heterocephalus glaber (naked mole-rat) is the source of this 1487-nucleotide messenger RNA. RefSeq names its product S100 calcium binding protein B (gene S100b). Gene Ontology annotation, biological process: positive regulation of canonical NF-kappaB signal transduction; positive regulation of cell population proliferation. Gene Ontology annotation, molecular function: S100 protein binding; calcium-dependent protein binding; zinc ion binding. NCBI's taxonomy places the organism in Eukaryota, Metazoa, Chordata, Mammalia, Rodentia, Bathyergidae. The record is from RefSeq and is a predicted model, not a curated record. Gene Ontology annotation, cellular component: cytoplasm; nucleus.